AUGCUCACCAAACUGCUGCUCGUCGGUCUGGCCAGCCUUAAUUGUGUUGCAUCAAUUAAGCCACCUCAGAAACCGCCGCCGCCGUCACCACCGGCACGGCCGUGGUCUACUUUUGCAGAGAAUGUCAUCCUGCAGCCCGACUCCCAACACACUGUUCUCUAUCCCCGACAAGUCGAACUAUCGGAUGGAAGCCUCCUCGCGACAACCUCGUAUGGAGGUGACAAAACUCCCUAUUUUCCUAUAUUCCGAAGUGCAGAUGGUGGUGCCACAUGGUCCUGGAUCUCCAACCUGACUGACCAAGUGAAUGGGCUGGGAAUGUCAGCUCAGCCAGCCCUGGCAGAGCUGCCAUUCGCUGUUGGUGACUUCGCUGCCGGCACAGUUUUGGCCAGUGGAAACAGCUGGGGAAGCGAGAGCACCAAGAUUGACAUAUAUGCCAGUAAAGACAAGGGCCAUACAUGGAAGUUCGUCAGCAAUGUGGCGAGAGGGAGUGGACCGGAUACUACCAAUGGCAAUCCAUGUAUUUGGGAGCCAUUCAUCGAGUUUUUCAACAAUACUGUCGGCGUGUUCUACUCCGAUCAGCGUGACCCGCUGCAUGGGCAGAAGCUUGCCCAUCAGGAAUCGACAGACUUGAAAUCCUGGGGUCCUGUGGUAGACGAUGUGGCAUAUCUCAAUUAUACUGGCCGUCCUGGCAUGACUAUUAUUUCCUAUAUCCCUCCGCUGGAGAAGUGGAUUCUGGUGCACGAGUUCCCAGGAGGAGAUAGCUGGUCUGGGGCGGGAUAUCCGGUCUACUAUCGAAUGUCUGAGAGCCCAUUUGAUUUCCGGUUUGCCUAUGGUAUACCCAUCAUGGUCGAUGGGGUACAGCCAAACGCAUCUCCUUAUGUGGUCUGGUCCUCAAUCGGCGGUGCCAAUGGGACCAUCAUUGUCAGCGACGCUGAUCACGGCAGCGUUUUCACUAAUCGAGCCGGUGGCCAGCCUGAUCAGUGGGAAAUUCACGCCACACCUCAACCGGCGGCAUAUAGCCGAAGCUUACAUGUCUUUGCGAAGUAUCCGGAUCACUUGAUGAUUCUGGGUGCAGGCGUCUUUGGUGAAACGGAGAAUCUGCCGCUUUAUCUUAGUGUGGUGAGUGUAAUAGAUACCUUGAGGCAGCCAGCGGGAAAUUAG
Messenger RNA from Penicillium brasilianum, 1161 nucleotides. Lineage: Eukaryota; Fungi; Ascomycota; Eurotiomycetes; Eurotiales; Aspergillaceae. The record is from the annotation of a GenBank genome assembly.